GGCGUCGCUCUAGGCAUAGCCUCGUUUCGAGGCCCGGUUUCACGCUCGCGCGAUGGAGACCGGAUGCUGGGUGCUGGGCGGCGAAUUUGAGGAUUCGGUGUUCGAGCAGAAGCCGGAGCGCCAGCCUGAGCCGCCCUCCUCCUAUGGCGCCAAGCUCUGCGAGCCGCAGUGGUUUUAUGAAGAGACGGAAAGUAGCAACGAUAUUGAAGUUCUCACUCUCAAGAAAUUCAGAGGGGACCUGGCGUACAGACGACAGGAAUACGAGAAAGCUCUGCAGGAGUACUCCAGUAUCUCCAAACAGCUGCCAUCUACCAAUUUUGCCAUGAAAAGGGAUGUCCAAGAAGGCCAGGCUCGGUGUCUGGCUCACCUUGGGAGGCAUGAGGAGGCCCUGGAGAUAGCAGUGGACCUGGAAAGCAAAGCAACCAACACAGAGCAUCUGACCUCGGCGCUCUCCCUCCACCUGGCUAUCUUUUCCCGAAGGCAGAGCUUGGAGAAGACCAUUCUCUACCUGCAGAAGCUGAUUUCUCUGCACCCUCUCAACCCUUGGAGCUGGUGUAAACUGGCAGAGGCAUACCUGAGUCCAGGGCCAGACCUGCCAGCAUUGGGUGAGUCACCUCAGGGACAGAAGAGUUCUGCUUCAAGUGACAAGGCUGUCAGGGCCUCCUCUGUACACUCGGGAACAGGCUGUCUGCCAUUCCCUGCACCCUCACCUGACAGUGCAGUGUUCUCCGUGGAAGCAAGUGGCUGUGAUACUCAGCAGGAUAUGCAGAAUUGCCUGGCAGCACGGAGGGCAGCAGCACAGACGGAGGCCCAGAGGAAAGCAUGUGCCGCUCUGAUCCGCGCCAGGCUCUUGCUUCAGCUCGCCCAGUCCCAGCAAACAUCAUUCGCUUUGGAGAAGAACUUGAGGACUCAGCAGGAAAUUGCACAGAAAGUGAAGGAGUUCAGCUUUAGGGAAGAUACUUUGCUGUUGAUGGAAGAGGCUAUGGGGGAAGAUAUUGUACCAGAAAGGAUAAAAGAGGAGCUUCAUCCAGAGGUGCAGUGUGUGGGCCCCGCAGCCCUGACUGCCUCGGUGGCUGCGUCCUCCAAAGAAUUUGAAGACAAGUGGUUCAGAAAGGUCAGAGACCAUUUCAGCCCCUUGGAAAAGCAGUCGCAUGUGGACAUUCAGAUCAUGGCUUAGGAAACCAUCCAGAACUGAGUAUCCUUGUUUACUGACACAGUCUGUGCAAUCAUGGAAAACUAAAGCAAAGAGGAGUCUUUACGUUGUUUAUAGAAAUGUCUCCCAAGAAAUUUCAGCUGUUGUGGA
Messenger RNA from Rattus norvegicus (Norway rat), 1303 nucleotides. It is a transcript of the gene C7h8orf76, whose product is annotated as similar to human chromosome 8 open reading frame 76. Bases 53 to 1177 code for a protein of 374 amino acids. The transcript has 6 exons. The record is from RefSeq and is marked provisional. Lineage: Eukaryota; Metazoa; Chordata; Mammalia; Rodentia; Muridae.